CCGAAAAUUUGGAGGCGAAAUGGCGAGCAUGGACAAAGACGAUCAGCCACUGUUGGCAGAGGAUUUGACGAAUCCUAGAGAUCCAGUAGCGGAAGAGCCUGGUAGCAGUAGACCAACGGCAUUCUCUUUUGAUGAUGUGGUAACGGGGAUCUUCGUUGUGUCUUUCGACACGCACAAAGGCAACACGGUGGAAUGGAAGUCUCCGGAGUCCCUCAAUCUUGCUGGCCUGGAGUUCAAGGCGAUGGCGAGCGGCUUCCACACGGUCAGCGACGAUUAUGUCCUGUUCAACUUGGGCGGCCUGUUCGGUCUCAGCUGCUACCAGAAGAUCGCCGUGGACAGCGCCGAGGAGCGCGGUGCACGCAUGCGCAGCGUGGGCGUCCUAUGCCCGUCAUUCUACGCUCUGUGUCGUCAUCAAGACUUCCUGAAGAAAGAGGUGCAGCGUCAAGUGGAGGACCCCAACCGCGGCCAUGAGCAGUUGCAGCGUUACUACGAGGCGCACCAACCGAGCGGCGCCUCGUUUGCGCCCCAGUCGCCGCUGCCAACGGACGCUGCCGUAACGCCGGGCCAGUCGGUGAUGCCGCGGAUACAGGCCCGUCAUCCUCCGGGCUGUGUGUCUGAGUUCUGCUACUCGUUCGGCGCCAAGAUCUUCUCCCUGUGGCGACUGCUGAUGCUGCGCAAGCGCAUUCUCUUCAUUGGACAUCCACCCGUGGGACUACUGUGCGGACGAGUGUAUAGCUGUCACAUGACGAGCUGUACGUCGGAAGUCAUCUCGAGCCUGGGCGACGUACCCGGUCUCUUCUACGUCAACGUCAACGACAUCUCUUACCUGCAGCAGCAGAAAUCCUACAUUGCAUGCACAACAGAGACUAUCUUCGAGACGAAGACCACUCUGUUUGACGUGCUGGUGCGUGGCGAUGAGAUUGCCGUGUCGGCCGGCGCAAAGCAGGAGGGACUGGAGCAUGUGGUGCACGUGUCGCGGGCUGACGAGAGGCGCAUGGCGGAUCUGAACCUGCAACGGAGUCAGCUUUCGGCCGAGUCCGAGACAGGAGAAGAGGAGCUGUUCAUGAGCUUCUUUCAAGACAUGAACAAUGCCCUGUAUCGGUUACUGCGCUCCUCAGCCGACUCUCCCAGCCAUCGGCUGACGAUGGUGGCGCUGGAGGAGAUCGGCAUGGAUCCGUACGACAUUGACUUUGCCCGCCGACUAGCCGACGUGCAUAGUUUGGAGGUGGUGGCGCAGUCACCCGUUUGUCCGUGCAUCAACUGCUCCAUCUUCUAAUCUGCGUGUGCAGAAAGCGUUCGAUGGCCGUACACGUUCCGUUGCGAAUUUCCUAAUCCUAUUGCAACGUAUAGCUUGCCUGGCGUUUUUUGAUCCAGCUAGCUGGCUGAAUUGGCAUGCUACGUACUUGCAGGAAUACGUAGGGAAGUGUCCCAAGGCGUCUCCCAUCCCAAGAUCACUAGUAACCAUCGCGAUCACGCCUCUCAGUUCACAGGCUGACCCCAUCUCCCGACCGACCCAUGAGCCAAUUUGGCUUUUAUUUAGUUUUCGAACCCUAUGCCAUCUCCUUCUCAUGGCCUGACCAUGCCAUGAACUGUACAUAGCCGUGUCAUGUGACAAGCAGCAGUAAAGACGCUUGCGGUGUUUUGAGUCUCUGUUGCGCUUUGCGUAUAUUAUUUUCCCGUCUGGCUGCGCAGAGUGUUCCCCGCGCUCUGCGUACGGAAACCAUCUCCCCACUGCACAUACUUUUUUUUAACUUUCUCAAGCCGCAGCCCCCGAUUUCAGCAUUCCAUCAGUUAUUCUGCAUCUAUUUUAAUAUCCGGUGCAGGCGCGAAUAGCUCGACCUCUUUAUUUCUUUAGUUGUGUGUUUCGUGCGUCCGCGAGCAACUCAACCUCUUUAUUUCUUUAUUAAAAUUGUGUGUGUUUUGUGUCUGUGUAACUAAUUACUUGUCUGAUUGUUGUCUUCUUGUGAUUGUAUUGUGUUGUUUUGACCAGGGAGUCGUAAACUGACUCCCUGGUUUUGACUUUAUUUGAAUUCUGAGCACUAUGAAUCGAUGUAUGUGUCACUCCUGCUUUCAGGAAGCUGUACGCUUUCGAACAGGUAAAGAGAUUUGAAUAGAGAAUAGAAUAGAGAUUUGCCUUGUCAGUGAGUGACUUGA
Sycon ciliatum is the source of this 2154-nucleotide messenger RNA. Its product is annotated as DENN domain-containing protein 11-like. Gene Ontology annotation, cellular component: lipid droplet. Lineage: Eukaryota; Metazoa; Porifera; Calcarea; Leucosolenida; Sycettidae. Bases 20 to 1276 code for a protein of 418 amino acids. The transcript is spliced from 8 exons. The record is from RefSeq and is a predicted model, not a curated record.